GUUGGUGGUAGCAGAACAAAAAGACGCCACUCGCUCUCAUCAGCGGGUCAAUUCCGGGUCGGAUCUCUCUCAGAUCAAAAAAAAAAAUGUACCUGAAGAAGCCGUUUUGGAGCGAUACCUUGAACUCACCGCCGGAAGGUGAGUCGCAAUCGCCGGUUCUCGAGCUAGUGAAAUCUAUCGACAAGCAGAGACUGUACCGCGAGGUGACGCUCGCCCUCCGAACCGGCCUCCGUGAUGCCCGAGCCGAGUUCUCCUUCCUCCGUGUCCGCGGCCUCCGCAGCCUUCUCAAGUUCCUCCGAUCCGUUGCCCAAUCGGAUCACACCAUUAAUCUCUUUUGCCACUCUCAAUCCAUUCCCCAACUCCAAGUGGUGCCAGUUUUAUUUGAACAUUCACUUAAAGAGGUGGAGGACCAAACAGUGUCUAAUUUGAAUCACAUAUUUACCGUUGUGCCGAUGAAGAUAACUAGUCCGUCUACUGAUGCCGAAGUUGCUCUUGCUUUACGAGUUCUUGAAGGAUGCUGUCUUCUUCACCGCGAGAGUACAAUCUUGGCUCAUCAGCACAAGGCAAUCAAAGUUUUGAUGAAUAUCUUGUCAACUCGGGGAGUACUUGAGCAAGGUGCGUGCCUUGAUGCUCUGAUUGCCAUUAUGCUGGAUUCCUCUUCCAAUCAAAUGGAUUUUGAGGCAUGCGAUGGCAUAGAGGAAGUUGCUCAUCUUAUAAGAGAUAAACAAGUAGAAGAAAAUCUAAGGUUGAAAUGCGGUGAAUUUUUGCUUCUUCUUAUUGGGCAUGUAAAUGGAAGGGAAACACCUCCAAUGCUGACUAUAAACGAGGAUGUAAGGCGAUUCCUAGGUGAAAAAUCUGCCUCCUUAAUAUGGGCAGCAAGUCAAUUUGGAUCAACCUUGGAUCCAGAUGAAAGAUUGACAGCUUUGCAUAUUCAAGCCCGAAGGGUGCUCGAGUCAAUCGAUCUUUACUGACAGCACGCUUAAAGAAAGGAGCUAUUGGCAUUGUAAGACUUCUCUCAAGAACUUGCAUGUCUCUUACAUACUGUGAAUGAUUUUUUUUUUUAUUUGAAUUGUAUCUUGUCUUUUGUACAUAAAUAUUACAGGAUUGUGAUCAAACCUUAAAUUAAACAUGUUCGAAUCUCA
Erythranthe guttata (spotted monkey flower) is the source of this 1142-nucleotide messenger RNA. It is a transcript of the gene ISI1, whose product is annotated as binding protein. NCBI's taxonomy places the organism in Eukaryota, Viridiplantae, Streptophyta, Magnoliopsida, Lamiales, Phrymaceae. The record is from RefSeq and is a predicted model, not a curated record.